AUGGAGCUUAAGAGCCUGUUUUGCUGGCACAGCACUCAGGCCACAGGUGCUUCUGACACAAGUGACAUCAAGCUGGCCAUGUCCACGCUGGCCACUUCCACUCUGGCCCUCCCCCAGGUCAAACACAACCCUGGCGUGGCCCUCAAUGAAACCGAGUUUGACACUGCUGUUCUAGAGGAAACAAGGGAGGGAGUGAAGCUUCAUUCUUUUCUGAAAGGCAUUACAUUCAAUAACAGUGUUGGUGAAAAGAUCUCCCUUGAUAAAAAUGGAGAAUUCAUUGGUGGAUUUGAUAUUAUCAACUGGAUCACAUUCCCAAACCAGUCCUUUCUUAGGGUCAAAGUUGGAAUGGUAGAUCCUACAGCUCCAGCAGAGAAGUUCUUCAAUAUUUUCGUAGAUUCCAUCAUGUGGCCAGCAGGCUUUAAUCAGGCAUUACCUCUAUCUUUAUGUAAUGAUCCUUGUGAGACCGGAUACAGCAAGGCGAAGAAAGAAGGGGAGUCAUUUUGCUGCUAUGAUUGCCAGCUGUGUCCAGAGGGAAAAAUAACAGAGGAGAAGGACAUGGAUGAUUGCUCUCUGUGUCCAAAUGAUCAUUAUUCAAACCUCCAUCGAAAUACGUUUAUUCCAAAGCGGAUCAGCUUGUUGUCCUACAAUGAGUCUAUGGGGAUCAGUCUAACUAUUCUUUCCCUUUGCUUUUCAUUGAAGACAAUUUUGGUGCUCACAAUCUUUGUUAAAUAUAAAAACACCCCCAUUGUCAAAGCCAAUAACCGGAAUCUCACUUACACUCUCCUUGUUUCCCUCCUGCUCACUUUCCUUUGUGCAUUUUUAUUUAUGGGAAGACCUGGUAAGAUUGUGUGUCUCCUUCGACAAUCAGCUUUUGGACUCAUCUUCUCUGUGGCGGUUUCUUGUAUAUUGGCCAAAACCUUUGUUGUGGUACUAGCCUUCAUGGCCACCAAACCCGGGUCCAAACUGAGAAACUGGGUGGGUGGAAGAAUAAUCAGUUACAUUAUUCUUUCCUGCUCUCUUGUUCAAUUAAGCAUUUGUGCUGCAUGGCUGAUAAUAUGCCCACCAUACCCAGAUUUUGACGCAUACUCAAUGUCUGAAGAAGUCAUCCUGGAGUGCAAUGAAGACUCCUUCAUGUUCUGCUGUGUUUUGGGCUUUAUGGGUUUUCUUGCUCUGCUUAGCUUCUCUGCUGCUUUUCUAGCUAGGAAGUUACCUGACAGUUUCAACGAAGCCAAAUUUAUCACCUUCAGCAUGUUGGUCUUUUGCAGUGUUUGGUUUUGCUUUAUUCCAACCUAUCUAAGCACAAAGGGAAAAUAUACAUUGGCUGUGGAGAUCUUCUCCAUGAUCUCCUCCAGUGCUGGCUUACUGGUAUGUAUCUUCUUCCCCAAGUGUUUUAUCAUUAUGAUGAGACCUCAAUUGAAUAAUAAACAUCAGCUCAUGAAAAGAAAGUUUUAA
This is a messenger RNA of Ahaetulla prasina, 1452 nucleotides long. Its product is annotated as vomeronasal type-2 receptor 116-like. NCBI's taxonomy places the organism in Eukaryota, Metazoa, Chordata, Lepidosauria, Squamata, Colubridae. Bases 1 to 1452 code for a protein of 483 amino acids. The record is from RefSeq and is a predicted model, not a curated record. Gene Ontology annotation, cellular component: membrane. Gene Ontology annotation, biological process: G protein-coupled receptor signaling pathway. The transcript is spliced from 4 exons. Gene Ontology annotation, molecular function: G protein-coupled receptor activity.